This is a messenger RNA of Symbiodinium necroappetens, 2805 nucleotides long. The record is from the annotation of a GenBank genome assembly. NCBI's taxonomy places the organism in Eukaryota, Dinophyceae, Suessiales, Symbiodiniaceae.
AUGGAGCAAGCAAUCCAUGGAGUGCGCGAGCAGCACAGCCUGCUGGCCAGCAUGGUCCGCAGACAGGAGCUCUUUGUGCCCAUGCUGGGCAUCUGGGUGGCCUCGUUUGGUGGGGCGCUCCAUGCACCUGUCACCACCUACUUUCAAGUUGAAGUUGGUGCGUCUACCGCACAAAUAGGAAAUUUCGGCAUCAUUCGCACUGCUGGUGUUCUGCUCGUGUCUCCGCUGUACGGCUGGCUGCUGGACAGACGAUCGGCCUAUCUGCCAGCCGUGCUCUCGGCCUUUUGCUGCACCUUUGGCUGCCUGAUGCAUGGCUUUGCACCUGAUGUUGCUGGUCUCUAUUUCGCCAGUGUCAUCUUAGCCUUGGGUGCCGUCAACUUCUGGAAUGUUGUUGGGGCAUAUGUCGCAUUGGCAACGCCGCGGGAACAGCGACAUGUCGUCGUCACGGGCUUCCAAGUGCAGGUGGCAACCCUGAGACUUAUCGGCACCUCGCUCUACCCCGCGGUGGACUCACUCCUCAAAGCUGUUGGAAUUGAGCAGAAGCUGCUGCGGUACAGGAUCCACAUGAGCGAGUGCAGCAUCUUUUGCGUGUUCGCCUUCGUGUAUCUUGUCGUUCGGUUUCAGCCCGCAGCAUGGGUCGAGGAUGAGGACAGAACAGGCGAACCCAGGAAAGCAGAGCAGCCUGUGAAGUAUUCACAGAUCAUGCUUCUCCUGGUCACAAGCGUCAUCCAGACCUUCGGUGAGACCGUCAUUACCGUGCUCUGGCCGCUUCACAUACGCAAGCUGGGGUUGGGUUCUCAUGACUACGCUUGGCUCCAACUGCUGUCACAGUUGUUGAUCAUUCUGAGUACCCUCGGCUACCCCCCGCUGACACGGCUUCUGGGCCAUCGAGCAACUGCCAGCUCUUUGCCAAUGAUUGCCAGCGCCACCUCUGCACUGGCUUUUCUGCAACCAGAUGCUUCCCUGUACGGUCAGCUGGUGCACAUCUCGAAUGUCCUGACUUUUCUGGCCGUCUGCGGAACUAUGAAGGUGUGCUACCAGCACCUGACGACACUCGCUGUACCAGCUUCCCAGCAGGGGCGUGUCUUCUCCUUGCUGAAUGUCUUGGGGUCUGUUGGGAACAUUGCUGGAAACCUUGUCGCAACACGCUUCUCCGAGCACGAGACGUCCUUCACCUCAAAAGGUGCCACUCCCUUUCUGGUUACCUCCUCCCUGUUCUGCACCGUUGGUUGCGCCAUCGUCGGUGUAUUGUGCGCGCCGAUCGAGGAUGGCAUCAGCAAGAAGGCCAUUCUCCAAACUCUUGCCGAGUCGCCGGGCACCGCGCCGGGCAUGGCAGUGCUCGGAAGCGGGCCGUUGCCUCCGCCACCGCCAGCCUCCAUGAUGCCGCCGGGACAGGCCAUGAUGUCACCACUAGCGCAGGCCUCUACUCCGGCCUGGACUGGCGUAAUCACGCUGGCCCGGAAUAUGGCAAAGAAGACUCCCUUCAGGGCUGCCCUGAUCCAGGGCAAGGUGGCAGAUGUGGAGAUAGAAGCCAUGGGCUCGGUCUUCGGGACAGGUGCAGCAGCCGCAGAGUCAACCGAGUCGGCAGAAAUGCCGCCUUCCUCGGCAGCAGGCUCUGCGAUUUCCGGUGGCGGCGCUCCCGGCAUUUCUGACGCACCGCGCUGGUUGCGUCGAGUGCGGUGUGCCGUACCGCUUCCUGCCCCCACCAAGCAGGCCGCGGCUGUUCAUAGCAGCCCUGGCCGAGUUCUUCGGCCGAACAGCGGCCUGGUCUUCGCCCGCUGCGCCUUCUCCGCGCCCAGCGCUCCAGAUGGCCCCUGCAUCGUGGUGGAGCGUGCCUUGGUCGACACGGGCUCUUCCGACUGCGAGCUGAGGGAAGGCUUGCUGAGGCGACUCCCUGAAUUGCCCAUCGUGGAGAGAGGUGUCAUGUACGAGACCUCAACUGGCGGAGAGGCCUACGAUGCUUACGAGGUGGUGGCGACCCUUGAUGGCCAUCGAUGUGCUGCGGUGCUCACUGUUGUGCCGGAGGAGCGAUUCCAGGCAGGUGCUGAGGAGCCCUGCUCAGAUGAGGCUCUGCUUGGGCACAUGGCCAUUGCAGCCCUGGGCUUAAUGGUCGACUGCCCUACACGAAGGCUGGUGCCCAAGGCGCCCGAACCAGGAGGCGAGCGACGCGAAGGAACGCCGACGUACCUGGAAAUGGGCCAGCUGCAUGUUGCUAGCUCACGGCCGUGGGCUGCUCUCCCGCCCUCAGCUCCCUUCGUGGGACCCCUGAGCCAGAUGUGGUCGUCUUACCGGCACGGCCAGGCUGCGCUACAGCCGCGAUGGCUACCAGGUACCGGCUGUGCGAUGCCACUCAUGUUGGAGGGUCUGCCAAAGAUCGCGGAUGCCCAGCCCUGUGACGUGGAUCCGCACGGGUCACCAAUUAUUCCCGUGACGUACGUGCAUUGCAUGUUCAUGUCACCCUUCACGCCGGAAAAGGGUGGCUCCUUUGUGAACAUGGCCUUGGUGGACACGGGCUCUUCAGACUGCGAGCUGAGAGAAAGCUAUCUGAAGAAGCUGGGACCGCUUCCGACUGUCGCCGCAGGGGUCGUGUAUGAGACGGUGGCUGGGAGACAUGUCUUCGACUCCUACGAGGUGCUGGUUGCCGUAGGGGACCGAGUUUCUGCCGUGGCCGUGACGGGCAUCCCAGAGGCCGGGCCCUCAUUGCAGGCAGCUUCCGUUGGCUGCAGCUUCCGCUGCCGCGAAAGUUGUUUUCCUCGCUGUUGCCUCUGUGCCUGCGAGUAUCUGUUAUAUCAAUUUUGCUUCUAG